Messenger RNA from Acaulospora colombiana, 2775 nucleotides. The record is from the annotation of a GenBank genome assembly. NCBI's taxonomy places the organism in Eukaryota, Fungi, Glomeromycota, Glomeromycetes, Diversisporales, Acaulosporaceae.
AUGCAGAGGCAAGCGUCCAACGACGCGAAUAGCUCUUCCGCAACGCUUCAAAAGCCCAAGAAGAAGACAAUCCAGAAGACUCGUCGACCUAAAUCGUCCACCAGCCCGUUCGAUAGGCCAGUGCAAUCAUUGCCAACGACCGGUGUCUUUGGAGUGAAUGGCGAGCCCGAUUUUUGUGCCGUUCGUAACCCGGAGCAUGUCAAAGCAAACCAAUUGGAGGGUCUCAAUAGGCAACCAAUCACCACAGGACCACGUACCGGCUGUGCUCAUCCUGCGACGCCCGCCUUGGACAUACCUGGACCAGUUGGCCAUUAUGUGUCAUCACUGCCUCGAGACCCUUAUAUUAUCCAAGGGCACCAUGAUUCUCUACACAUUAUUAGCUCCCCCACUCCAAGUCACCAGCCGUCUACCCUCCCCGCCACUGCGUCCCCCCAAGCCGUCACUGGCGCCGUCGAGUCUCAGUCCCCUUUCCUCCUCAAUUCUCCAUCUACUCACGUCUUGUCUGCAUUCCCUGUUCCACCGGAGAUCGUGCCGUCGUCAUCUACCAGAAAUCCUAUGGAUACCUCCUUCCAAACCCAAGGUGGUCGCACCCAAAAGCUAGAAAAAGAUUUGCAAAUGCGCACCAAUUCUCUCGACACCAGUGCCGGUGAGACAGUGUCGCAAGGCCUUCCUGUCCCAAUGUUCCAACCAGACUCUCCAGUUGUUUUCGGUGGAUCCCGUUCGGGAAUAUCGGCCGCUUAUAUGAAGGGGGACUAUACCAUCUAUAGUCCACAAGGUACUGGGAGGUACCCAAACCUUGGUAUUCAAGGACAACAGCCAGUUCAGAGGCGCCCUGUGCCGAGCGCUCGAAAUACCCUUGCUGGACAUUUUCUACAACAAGUCCCGCAGCCAGUGAUGUUCUAUUCCGUCGUAGGGAGGACAUCCACCCCAGAGAGAUCACCCCCACCGAUGCAGCUGCCUCUUUCGAUGACGCCCCAAACCAUACUCCCUAUGCCGCCUAGCACGCGCCCAAAUACAUCAACGUGUCGUUGCUCUCAAGUUGAUAUGGAUGCCACUGGCUUUCAUCAUCGUUGUUCUUCCUUUUCCGGGGUCGUUUAUCAACCUCCUUCAGCAUCCGACAGUCUUCGGACCGCUAGUUCGACAACGGCGGUCCCCACACCCCUUACCAGAGCGGAAGAACUUUCGAAGCAAGUGCAGCAAGCGGCGAGAGAGACCUGGAUAAGUUGGUUAGAGCGACUUGAUCAGAUACCACGCACCUCCGAGAACAUGCGACCACUCCGAGAGACCAUGGACCGGAUCCAAAACAGUAUACAAGGACUACAAGUUCCUUUCACACGGGAGAGCAUGACUCUUCUUGCUGACCUCGUCUAUUGGAUCCAGACGACUGAAGGCGAAGAGGCCGUCCACAUCUUGGAAGAACAACUGAGGAUUUAUGCUGGAAAUAACGAGGAGUUCAUCAUCAAGAUUGUGAAAAAGAUACGCACGGAGUUGGAGCUUGGCAAGAGGUUCUUGGGAGUUGUUCUCGAGACGCCAGUGACGACGGGCUCAAAGCCGGCAUUUUUGUCCCCGCCAACAUUGCCUAAGAACUGUCUACUUGUGUUGAGAAAAGUAGAUCCGAACAUUGGAGUUACACAGCGGAAGAUGCCAGCUCUUGGGGGCCUGAUUCUUCGCUGUGGUGGUAUCGACUGUUCAUACUGUUCGAAAACGACGGAGGGUGAAACCAAGUACUGGCGAACAAAGCAAGAUGCUCUAGAGCAUUUAUCCUCAUGCUUGCUUGAGGGCAAGACCCCAUGGAAGUGUCCAGCAUGCCCUCAUUACAUCAAGACGAAGGAGAAUUUGUACCGCCACAUGGAGACCAGACAUUACCUCCCAAGGCGGUCAAGGAGUAGGAGAGAGCCUGCACGUUCUCCGGUGCCGCGCGACACCUUUUUACCUUCUUGUCAUACUCCGGCGUCUCUCGCUCAACCUGCACCCACUGUGGCUCAGCAUCACCAACAAUUGGAAGAACAGACUCCCGGGGGGUGCCCCCGCACUCACCGUCAAAAUUCGAUACCGUCCUCGUCCCCAUUAAUACGGACCGUUCAAAUUCGUGAUAUCGAUGCGAGUAGAGUCGUGGUGGGCGGGCAAACUGGUGGUCUCGAAGGUGGUGGGGGUUUAAGUGGCUGGCCAUUGUCCCCACAGAUACAAAGGCACCCCCUCGACUACGCGCAUCCGCCCCAAGAUAUCGCAGGCUGGGAUCAUAACUUGGGAGCAUCUGUCUUUUGGAAUCAAAAUCCCUCACCCUUGUUGACGAUGUUCAAUGUUCCAGCGCAGUCCACAGACCAGCCCGCCCCUCCUCUCCCACCGAGCGGUCCAUUACCAGCCACCACGACAGGCAGUUAUGACACACUUCCCAUGCAAGCUUCAGCUGUACCCAACCUUACACCUGCAAGUCCCACGCAGGUCGUGGUGAACGGGUUGUUUAACUAUGACCCGUUUCGGGUCCGCCUAAAGACAAAACGACCCAUCUCAAAACAAAACCAAGUCCUCUUGGUGGAGGCUGGUGCUUCGCUUUUGUAUGGCCCAGGCUUUCGAGAAUGUCUUUUGUGGUCCCCACCAAUAAAGAACAUUGUCACAAGUCUGGAAACCGUUCUUCAUGCGCCUUUAUCCCAAUUUGCUUCUGAUUCCAACUCAUACAUGUCGCCCUCUAAUACGGCCUCCACGACAUACUUGCCUUCCCACUGCUCAUCGGUUCCUGUGAGGACUGCUUGGGAAGUAUCCUUCACCGUAGAGUGA